CUGAGCGCCACAGAGUCACUUCCUACUCGGCGCACAGCCUGGGCUGGAGCAGGAGCCCUCCUGCACCUCGGCUCCAGGACCGGCGUCCGCCGGAGUUGCGGGGGCUUGGGACAGCGGCGGGAGAAGCUAAGAUGUGACCCCCUCCCCCCCAUUGCCAUUGCCCUCUCGGUUGCCUGUUUCUGCAAACAACAGCCUGCACUGGCCAGCGAGCACUUGCCUGGAUCUUCGUGGAGAAAGGACCAGCCACUGGGCGCUCGCAAAGCCAGGCAGAAGUUGGGCUGCCCUGGGCAGCUGUGAAACAGCUGCGUGAGAUGGGUGGGCUAGGAGACUGAGGGAGCAGAACUAAGGAAGAGGGUCUUGCCCUGGGCUAGGGGUGGGGAGAGGGAAGUCGAGUUGCUUCUCGCUCUCUCCCAGAUCCCGGAGGAGUCGGCGUAGAGAGAGAAAUGCUGAGCCCGCGUCCGGGCUCCUGCCUCCGCGGCAGCAUCUUCAGUAGCAGCCUCAGCCUCAGCACCGGCGGGACAGCGACAGCGGGGGCGGCGCAGGCGCACUGUGCCCGGCGGAGCCUGCAGUUCCCCAGCCCCGUGUGCGGCACCGCCACAGUCUGGGCAGCGGCGGCCGGGGGAGCGCUACUACCAUGAACUGCCUGGUCCUCCUCCCCAGAGCUGCUCAUCCGGGUCGGGCUGGAGACACAGUCAGGGGACCCCGCCGCCGCCGCUCCCCCUUUUCUUUCGUCUCCAUCUCCACCACCUUUUCCUCUUCUUCUUCUUCCACCUUUUCUUCCUGCUUCCCCCCCUCCCCCGCCGCGGAUCCUGGCCGCUGCUCUCCAGACCCAGGAUGCCGGGGGGCAAGAGAGGGCUGGUGGCGCCGCAGAACACAUUUUUGGAGAACAUCGUCAGGCGCUCGAGUGAAUCAAGUUUCUUACUGGGAAAUGCCCAAAUUGUGGACUGGCCUGUAGUUUACAGUAAUGACGGUUUUUGUAAACUCUCUGGGUAUCAUCGAGCUGACGUCAUGCAGAAAAGCAGCACUUGCAGUUUCAUGUAUGGAGAAUUGACUGACAAGAAGACCAUUGAGAAAGUCAGGCAGACCUUUGACAACUACGAGUCAAACUGUUUUGAAGUUCUUCUGUACAAAAAAAACCGAACUCCGGUCUGGUUCUACAUGCAAAUCGCACCGAUAAGAAAUGAGCAUGAGAAAGUGGUCUUGUUCCUGUGUACGUUCAAGGAUAUCACACUGUUCAAACAGCCAAUAGAGGAUGACUCAACGAAAGGUUGGACAAAAUUUGCCCGAUUGACACGGGCUUUGACAAAUAGCCGAAGCGUUUUACAGCAGCUUACACCAAUGAAUAAAACAGAGACGGUCCACAAACAUUCACGACUAGCUGAAGUUCUUCAGCUGGGAUCAGACAUCCUUCCUCAGUAUAAACAAGAAGCGCCAAAGACGCCACCACACAUCAUUUUACACUACUGUGCUUUUAAAACUACCUGGGAUUGGGUGAUUUUAAUUCUUACCUUCUACACCGCCAUCAUGGUUCCUUAUAACGUUUCCUUCAAAACAAAGCAGAACAAUAUAGCCUGGCUGGUGCUGGACAGUGUGGUGGACGUUAUUUUUCUGGUGGACAUCGUUUUAAAUUUUCACACGACUUUUGUGGGGCCUGGUGGAGAGGUCAUUUCUGACCCAAAGCUCAUAAGGAUGAACUAUUUGAAAACUUGGUUUGUGAUCGAUCUGCUGUCUUGUUUACCUUAUGACAUCAUCAAUGCCUUUGAGAAUGUGGAUGAGGGAAUCAGCAGUCUCUUCAGUUCUUUGAAGGUGGUGCGCCUCCUGCGCCUGGGCCGUGUUGCUAGGAAACUGGACCAUUAUCUGGAGUAUGGAGCUGCUGUCCUUGUGCUCCUGGUGUGUGUAUUUGGAUUGGUUGCCCACUGGCUGGCUUGCAUCUGGUACAGCAUUGGCGACUAUGAGGUCAUUGAUGAAGUCACCAACACCAUUCAAAUAGACAGCUGGCUCUACCAGUUGGCCUUGAGCAUUGGGACUCCAUAUCGCUACAAUACCAGUGCAGGGAUCUGGGAAGGAGGACCCAGCAAGGACUCCCUGUACGUGUCCUCCCUCUACUUCACCAUGACGAGCCUUACAACCAUAGGAUUUGGAAACAUAGCUCCGACCACAGAUGUGGAGAAGAUGUUCUCAGUCGCCAUGAUGAUGGUUGGCUCUCUUCUUUAUGCAACUAUUUUUGGAAAUGUUACCACAAUUUUCCAGCAAAUGUAUGCCAACACCAACCGUUACCACGAGAUGCUGAAUAAUGUUCGAGAUUUCCUGAAAUUAUAUCAGGUCCCAAAAGGUCUUAGUGAACGAGUCAUGGAUUAUAUUGUCUCAACAUGGUCAAUGUCAAAAGGCAUCGACACGGAGAAGGUCCUCUCCAUCUGUCCCAAGGACAUGAGAGCCGACAUCUGUGUUCAUCUGAACAGGAAGGUUUUUAACGAACACCCUGCAUUCCGAUUGGCCAGCGAUGGGUGUCUGCGUGCCUUGGCAGUGGAGUUCCAAACCAUUCAUUGUGCUCCUGGGGACCUGAUUUACCAUGCUGGAGAAAGUGUGGAUGCCCUCUGCUUUGUGGUGUCGGGGUCCUUGGAAGUUAUCCAGGAUGACGAAGUGGUGGCUAUUUUAGGGAAAGGUGAUGUGUUUGGAGACAUCUUCUGGAAGGAAACCACACUUGCUCAUGCUUGUGCCAAUGUCCGGGCUCUGACUUACUGUGACCUGCACAUCAUCAAGCGAGAAGCCUUGCUCAAGGUCCUGGACUUCUAUACAGCAUUUGCAAACUCAUUUUCAAGGAACCUCACUCUCACUUGCAAUCUAAGGAAGCGGAUCAUCUUCCGUAAAAUUAGUGACGUGAAGAAAGAAGAGGAAGAGCGGCUACGGCAGAAGAACGAGGUGACUCUCAGCAUCCCUGUGGACCACCCAGUUCGGAAGCUCUUCCAGAAGUUCAAGCAGCAGAAGGAACUGAGGAACCAGGGCUCAGUGCAGAGUGACCCUGAGAGGAGCCAGCUUCAGGUGGAGAGCCGCCCUUUGCAGAACGGCGCCUCCAUCACAGGUACCAGCGUGGUCACCGUGUCCCAGAUUACCCCCAUCCAGACGUCUCUGGCCUACGUGAAAACCAGCGAGUCCCUUAAGCAGAACAACCGUGAUGCCAUGGAACUGAAGCCCAAUGGUGGUGGUGCUGAACAAAAAUGUCUCAAAGUCAACAGCCCCAUCAGAAUGAAGAAUGGAAAUGGGAAAGGGUGGCUGAGAUUGAAGAACAACAUGGGGACCCACGAAGAGAAAAAGGAAGACUGGAAUAAUGUCACCAAAGCUGAGUCGAUGGGGCUGUUGUCAGAGGACCCCAAAGGCAGUGAUUCAGAGAACAGUGUGACCAAGAACCCCUUAAGGAAAACAGACUCUUGUGACAGUGGGAUUACAAAAAGUGACCUUCGUUUGGAUAAAGCUGGUGAGGCCCGAAGUCCUCUAGAACACAGUCCUAUCCAGGCUGAUGCCAAGCAUCCUUUUUACCCCAUCCCUGAGCAGGCCUUACAAACCACACUGCAGGAAGUAAAACACGAACUCAAAGAGGACAUCCAGCUGCUGAGCUGCAGAAUGACUGCCCUGGAAAAGCAGGUGGCAGAAAUUUUAAAACUACUCUCAGAGAAAAGUAUACCCCAGACCUCCUCUCCAAAACCCCAAAUGCCACUCCAAGUACCUCCCCAAAUACCAUGUCAGGAUAUUUUUAGUGUCUCAAGGCCCGAGUCACCUGAAUCUGACAAAGAUGAAAUCAACUUUUAAUAUAUAAAUAUAUAUACAUAUAUAUUUGUCAAUAUAUUUAAAAUGGUAUAUACAUCUAUAUACAUAUGUGUGUAUAUAUAGUAUAUACAUAUAUAUAUUUUCACUUGCUUUCAAUAUGAUGAACACAAUAUGGAUUUUGAUAUGUACAUACUGCAUGUCCAGCUGGAUUCUGGCCUGCCAAAGAUGAUUAUUCAAAACAUAGAUAUUGCUUGUAUAUUAUGCAGUUGACUGCAUGCACACUUUACAUUUAUUUAUAAUCUCUAUUCUGUAAUAAAAAAAAGUAUGAAUUUUGUUAACUAAGGCAAUGUAAUCUUUGAAGAAUCAGGGUCCAACCUGCCAAUGUUGCCAUGACAAACUUGAUCUCAGGCUGAGUAUAUCGAGCUGUCAUUUCUUCACUAUUCUGUUUAGUUAAAAUUAUAGAUUAAUGUCAAGGGAAGAGUGCAGCUUCUGAAGCUGUCAGACCAUUUUACGAUCUCAUGCCAUAGGGUAUUUUUCUGUAACUUAGUGUUAGGUUCUUUUUCCCUACAGGCAAUGUUUGCUCCAUUGAAAUGACUGUGUCGUUGCCUACAACUGAUGCCAGUGUCGGAUACUGAGAACUUAUUGCUUUGGGUUUUGUGCAUGAAUUGCAUUUCCACUCAAUGAUACCUCUCCUUUUUAGCAUUGUAUUAGAUAGUAAUCAUUAGCUCUUAUGUAAAGAAUUCCCUGCUCCCUCCGUCUUGGAGAACAACUGUCAUUUUGGGAGCUGACAUUAUCAACACCAUAAAUACUCAAUUGUUAAUAUAGUGUAUAUUAUUAUAGAAAACACUGCACCACAGGGUAUAAGGGCCUUUUAACAAUAUGUUAGAUAUGCCGAUUGUCCAAAGGCAAUGAAUGUUCUACAUUUAUAUUUCCAUAGCUUGUUCAAAGGGGGGAGGGUGUUGAAAGGCUCUUAGCAAAGAAACAUAUCAAAAUUUAAAUUGUUGAUAUAAUUUUUUGAAAAGGACAUAAGCAAUUGGACAUGUUUUAAUUGCACAUCCGUGGCUUAGAAAGAAUGAACUAUAGGUACAGAAAUGCAGACACAUGAUUUUUGUUGCUUGAAGAGGUUGACAACUUGAGCAGUGGUUAACUUACAAAAUAACCAACCUAGAAGGCAACAUUUAGUUGCUUUAUUCAGAUAAUUGUUUUUCUAUGACUUUAUUCUGGGUACAAAAUCCCCUAAGCUCUUUUGCAUGCAGUUGCAUUGCUGGCCUUCUGUUGGGUUGAUACAAUAGACCACUAUGGCUCUGGCAGAUCCACUCACAAGAGGCUUAUGGGGCUGAAUGUCAUAGUCUUUUGGGUAACAAUUCCUCUUCUGAGAAAGUGCCUAUUACCAACCAAAAGAGAAGUCACAAAUGUUGCACUGUCUGUAUUUAGGCCCUCAGAUGAUAAACACUCAAAAUGAAAUGCAUACCCCUCUUGAGAACUCAUGGAAGCUGUUUCUUAUGACUCCAGAAUGUUUUCCGGAGUUCUUCCUGGGGGAGUGCUUUUCAGUUGGUGCAGGCACAAAGUUCAAUAUUGAGAGUAAGGAAGCUAGUGUUUGCAUUAACCUGAAAGUAUAUUUCAAUCACUUGUGUAUUGCUAGGCUAUAAAUAUACAUGCAUUAUAUAUGCCUAUAUAGACAGGUGAAUAUACAAAUGACGGUGACAAAAAUCAAAGAAAAUAUUUUGCUCUUUUAUACCCAAUUUUAUGUGCUUUUCCAUCUCCCAGUCUCUCUAAAAUUGAGAGAAGAGUUACCACAGUCAUACCGGAGAAGUAUAAAACAGUAAGACUUUGUAAAAGUUCUCCACAUGUCCCUAAGAUGUACCCCUUUUUUCUAGGACUCCUGGAAUGUAUAUUAGGUACAGUGGGUUACAGUUGCUUUCCUUUCCAUUACUCAAAAUGGACAUUUCCAGGGCCAUAGAUCUCCAUGUCCUGCUAAGAUUCCUAUCUGCCACAGGCAAAAGGAAAUGUAAUUACAGAAUCAGCCUUAAAAUGGAGGUUUGGGGGGCUUGUUUGUCUUAGCUUUUGUACUGUGGAAGAUACCUUGUCAUUGACUUCUAAGAUUUACUGGGUUUCAGAGCUUCUUCUUAUUUGCUAAAGUCAAGUGUGACGAAUACCUUUAAAGAUGAAUGGACGAUAAAAACAAAAACAAAAACCAUGAGCUCAGAAAUCAUUGUUCUGACUUUAGCUACAUCCAAAACUAACAGCUGGUUUCAAGCUAUAAGAGGGUCACUAACGCAGGAAACUAGUUUGAAAUGUAAUGCAUGCCUUUUCAUAUUAGGCUUACAAACCUUUGCCAGGAUCUGACAUUGACUCAGACAGUUUUAGCUAACGACCUACAACAUUAGCCAUAAUGAAAUUUCUAUCUAAACACAUGUUCCCAUAGGUGGGAAAGUAACACAAUGGUUUUGAACUGCACCGGACCUUCACUAGGGAGGGAAAGUGUUAACUGCUUAUUUUUUGGUGCAGUUCCCACAGUAUUCUUUUCCAGACUUCUGUCGUCCGAGUGCAUGACACGAUGUGGUGCUGAACGCACUCUGCACAUCUUCAGCGAACAUUGUAUAUAGUCUUAGGUUUCCAGAUUUUAAAAUUCUUCACAGUAGAAUUUAGCCAGAAUGCUUGCUUACACACAUGUGAUAAUGAUACAAUCACAUUCUGUGUAGCCUCAACCAGCACACAGACAGUGCAGGCUCUUUGCGGGACCAGAUGACUGCAUGUUUUAUUCCUACACUGUAUAGGUGCUCUUGGUGCAUCUAGAAUUUUUUUAUUAUUAUAUUUCUGAACAGUGUACUAAUAGGACUAAGUGGAUAUGUAUUUGAAAUGCAAACAUUUUGCAAAGCAACCUAUACAUCUUUAACUCUGUUAUGAUGCUAUGAAAAUGCAAGAUGAGACACUGUAUUCUGGGCAGGUGGUUGUGACAUGAUAGCAAAAAUCGAAUGCAAACAGAAUUGUGAUCUUCUUUGCAUCAGAGCAGGAAGAUUUGCUGACCUGUGCCAGGAUAGUGUUGCACUAAGUGUGAUCUAGUAGACAGAAGAGCUUGCAAUAAAGAGCGAAUAGAAACCCCAAAGAUAGAAAACAACAUCAAAACUCCUAGUGUCUCCCAUUUACAUGAGUGACCUUGAACUAGUUCAGGAAUAGUGGUCAAGUUCACACUCAAACUUCAUUGUUUAAAGGGAACUUUUUAUUGCAACCCUGAUCGCGCUUCACAUGGUGUACAAGGCUACAAAACAUCCUGAAUGUUAAGAAAAUUACCUACAGUUUUGCAUAGGUCAGAGGGCAGAGAACAUGAGAAUGAGAGGUUUUGAUGGUUCCUAGAACAAAGACCUACUCAGUGCUACCCAGUACAUUAACAGGAGUGUUACUCAUAACAGCAAACUAAAGUGAAAUUUUGACAAUUAACCUAAUUGAAAUCUAAAUACAAGUCACAUGGGAUUUAAGGAGAUAUUGUUUACCUGUGAGAUCCAAAAAACUGGAAUUCUUUUGGAAAAACCUGUUGGGUUUUUUGUUUGUUUGUUUUGUUUUGUUUGUUUUUUGUUUUGAGUUAGUCUUCAAAGAAGUGACUGGAAUUGUGUAGCAGCUGAUCCUUGUGAAAUUGUCCUUUUCAAAAUUUAAUUACAAUAUUUCCCCUUCCCUUUCCUCUCUCCAAACCCUUCUGUCUACCCUUCCAUGCUCUCUCUCUUUCAAAUUCAUGGCCUCUUUUUUCACUAACCUAGUUAUUGCUGAAUUUUGUUACCUUGUAUCAUUUCUCUUUUUAAAGUUAAUUUCUGAUUCCCCCGCCCCACCCCAAAGUUUCACGUAGAGAAUGAGAAAGUUUGUCUAGAGCUACCACAUACAGAGACCUCUGAAAUGAGUAUUUCCUUAGGUGAAUGCUGUGCUUUGAACCUUUCUUAGAUGUGAGUAUCGCUCCUGGGAUUCUCUUGGAAAGGGCGAGGAGAACGUACUUUUAGAUUUUACACAUCACUGAGUGCCAUCUCAGAUUCUGACUCCAGCUCUGUCAAUCUAGCAAAGUUUGGAUAGUCAGCUGUCUUUAGCGUGUUUCUUUAUCAGUUUUCCAAAUAAUAAGUACCAAAACAAAGGCCCAAACUCCUCCCAUGUUCUAUCAAGCUCUUCUUAGGUCAAUGGGAAGUAGUUUUUCUUUACAGAAAAACCACACUAGCCAUUUGAAAGGCACUAACACGUGCUCAUGAUAUGUGUCCUCAGUGACAGUGUGUUAAAUGAGAAAUUGAUGGGAUGGUUAUUGUUAGAAUUCAAGGAAGCAGUGUACAAUAUAUAAACAUUUGAUUUUUGAACAUAAGGCUCAUUUUGUUAAUGUUUUUUCAUUCUGCAAGGAAGCCUUUUGUCCUCAGGGCUCCACAUAAAGUCUUAUUGUUAUAUUUGCUGUGAUGGUUCAGGGUAAGAAAAUAACAAGGGCACUAAACACAAAGGAGACUUUUUUUUUUAAUUUCAACAGAAAGAACAUUUAUGUUUAGAUCUCUCUUUGGAUUUUGCUAGGAUUCUCACCAAUCUGCAAUUUUAAAAUGUGUUUCCAAUUAAGAAUUUACUAAGAAUAUUUUGAAAUACACAUAGUUGCAAGCAUCGAAAAAAUUAUUAGCUUUAAAUGUCUUUAAGAAAUUAAGACUUAGAGUCAAAGGGGGUUAAGAGGUAGUCCAUCAUUGGCCCUGACUUUUUACUCUCUACUAUAAUGCUCUAUUUGCUAAGCAAUUAGUAAUAUUUAUAUUUUUAUCUACUGUAUUAGGCCUAUGGCAUUACAACUAACAGUUCCUUUACAUACAAAUAAAUAUUUUCAAUCAGUUUCCUUUGAGUGGAAUCUUAUGCUUGCAGGCUGAAUGCUUUAUCAGCUUAUAUAAGAAAACCAUUAGGAUUGCAAAAUGAUAGCUAUUCCUUUUUAGAGUUGAUGAAGAUUGCUUUAAUGUUAUAGAAAAUCUUCUUAUCCUGGACCAGGAAAACAAAACCAGAACUAAUGUUCAUCAGGGUCACACAAUCAGGAUAAAAAUGUAGAUUCAAGUGCUAAAUAAGUUACCAAUGCUGGGAUAUUUGCAUGUGUGAGAGUCCAGAUCAGGAUUUACAUAUCCAUAUUGGAGGUGGGGGGAAGCGAUGCACAGUGGAGGGUGCUUUAGACUUUAUCAUGGUCAUUGGCAUUGCUGAGAGGUGCAUUCUAGUCAACUCCAGUGAGUGUGCAACAAUUGGCUUACUUUCACAUGUUUUUUUUUUCUGUAAAUAGUGCUGUCAGUAAAACGUUGGUUAAGUCUAGAUUUGCUACUAAUUGCAAAAGAGAAAGGGGAAAAAACAAAAACUAAGACAUUCACAGAGAACAGCAAUAACAGGACCAGUCAAGCAGAAGGAAAACAAUUAAUACCCCUUUUCUAUAGUUAUAAUAUAUUUUCCUGACUGCCACACCACCACCCUCUGAAAGGUAAGAGGACAAUGUAUACUCAUUCCAAAUCUUAAGGAGUUUUUAAAUGUUUAGAUAAUAUCAAUUAUUAAACUUAGCUGAACUGUAGGAAUUGAACAAGAAGUAAAUUCAGAUGGCUCUGUGCUGGAUAGAUUCUUCUUCAUUGUUAGUUUUGUUUUUUUUUUUUUUUUUUUUUUUUAAGAAAAGAAAUCAUCUAUGAGCUGAUUCUGGUCCCCCUAAGUAAACUGUGGAAAAUGCAGUUGCAACAAUGAGGUUCCAGAGUCACCCUUCUUUGAUGACCUCAUGUUCUUGAUUUCCAUAUCUCUUCCCUCUAAAGUGUUGAUCUUCAGUAUUCUCAAAUUUCACUUAUUUUCAAAGACUUAUCAUCCAUAGUUCAAUCUUAAUUAGUAGUUGUAGUCCUUUUUAUUAGUCAUCAUUCACUUCCUUUUUUUUCUGUGCUAAAACAUAAAUUAAGUUUUCUCAUAUUCAUAGUUUUUUUUUUAAUCUCCUAGACUUGACUCAAUUUUUCUCAUUUAGGAUAUUUCUAGAAUGAGACAUUUAGAUGUUAAGUCAAUUGAAUUUUAAGUAUUAAGGCAAAAUGCUUUCUCUAAAUUUUAAAUAUUUUAAAUAACAAAUUAAUUAAUUGAAUAGUGAUACCUAAUUAUAUUCAAUACAUCAAUGUGUUAAGCAGUGCUCUUGAAAAUUAUAAUUAAUAGCUUUAAUUUUCAAAGUAUUUUAUGCUUGAUAGAUGCUUCUUAGUCAUCUGAGAAGGGAGGUGUCCAAAGGUCCUGGAUCAAGAUGGAGUUCUCCCACACUAUCAUUUUAUCUUUUGUACCUCAAGAAUACUCAGGAAGGCACGCGCGCGCACACACACACACACACACACACACACACACACACACACACACACACAGCAUUUCUCUGUACAGAAAGCUAAACAUUUUAAGUUAUCUUUAGAGUACUAAAAAUUGAUUGAAUUCAGUAAUGAAGUUUGGCGUGUUUGUGAAUUUGGAAAAAGAGAAUAUUUAGUCCAUACUUGCUUAUAUGGCAAUAGAGGUUAUGGUUGGUUCUAGAUUAUCAUUAAAAUGCUGACUCAUGCUAUAUAGGGAAGAGACAUGAAUCAGAUUUUUUUUAAGUACAUACCAUGUGUCCUAUGCCCUAAGAGUACCAGUACGCAUUCUAACUUAAGUUUUUCUGUCUCUUGCUUCUUAAUACAAGGCUGUUUGCAUGCUUUGUGAGGGUCAGGACCACUGAGGGUUUGGACAACGAACCGGAGACAGCACAGGGUAGCCGAGAUAAGUCAUACCCAUGUGCUUCCUUUCCUUUAGAUAUAGAAGUAAGUGAAUGUUAAUUAGGCUCAUAUUUAUUGAGUAUUUACUGUACUAAGCAAAUGUAAGCAAUGUAAAUAAUCAGAUUUAAUUCUGCAACAUUCCUGUGAAGGAGUAAAUUAAGGAACUUAAAUAGGAUUGCAGUAGCCAAUUAAUAACCAAUAAAUCAGUAAAGCUGAUGUUCUAGCACAGGCAGUUGGACCUUAGAAAAAAGUCUUCUUGCGUAAUACUAGGGUUGUAAGGACAAGCUCUUCAAGCAUAAAUUCCAAAAUUUUCAGGACAUGUACAUUCAAAGAUUCUGUGAAUAAAAAUAAUUUUGAAAAACUAUACCCUGCAAUGUAAAUGCUUGACUUUCCUAGUGGUCAGAGUCAAUGGCAAAGAUUGAUAUCAUAACUGUUAUGAGUAAAAUAUGCCAUGGUCCAAAAACUGAAUUUUCCUUCACUUCUCCCAACAAUUGACAGGCGGUAAUGGGGGUAAACUGGGAAAUGUAGUUAUAAGUAACAGACAAAUGUAACACAUCACGGGUGUGUAUAUUUCAUGUUGUCUUUCCCCGAUGAAUUUUCACCUAAGGGGUUUUGUGUGUGUGUGUGUGUGUGUGUGUGUGUGUGUGUGUGUGUGUGUGUGUAUGUGUGUGUGUGUGUGUGUGUGUGUGUGUGUGUGUGAAAGCAAUAAGUGCUCAAGACUUCUUUUUCUGCAGUUUAGAAUGAGACAUCAGAAGGCUUUAUUUAAAAAAAAUUAGAUUCAUUGGGCAUUAAAUAGGAUUUUUAAGCCUUUUCUUAUUGAUUAUACGGAUGACCAUUUCUUGCCAAACCACUAUUAAAUGCAUCUUCCAAAUGAGCUUUUUUUAUUUAGAAUGUGUUCUCAUUCCCAAACUUGUAUUCAUACUUUCUUUAAACAAUUAAUUUUCUCUAAUGAAAGAAGUUAACAUUUAAAAUGUGAUCGAUUUUUUUUUCUGUCUUUUGAGAUGUUUGAAGGAAGUGUCUUGAGAAAACAAAACACAGACAGGACAUCACCACCUCACAGUCCAGAAGUCUCAAUCCAAGCUACCCUGUGAGUGACAGGAGGCAGUGAGUGACAGGGGGUAGUGGGAACUAUGACUAGCACACAGCUUUAUGCCUAACUGGGAGGACCCUUGGGACUCUAUCGGAAACUUCUCACAGUUAGGUCACUUUUCAUCUUUGGCAUUUUCAUGUAAAUGGGGUGCUUGCUAAAUGUUCAUUGUUAACCUGUGCUCACUGUGGCAUUUGAUUAAAGAACACUGCCAAAAAGCUACAGGGUAUUGGGGAGAAUAAUGGUUCCUCCUUGUGUGAUAUCUUUUUAAUAGUUUUUGUUUGAUUAAUUUUGAAAUCACGUUGUUACAACCGUGGUUUUGAUUUUAAUGAAACAUUAGGAACUAGUUUGAAAACUUGUUGGUUAUUUAGGGCUUUUAACAUGAGAGGAUGCUUUUUUAACCUACUUCCAAGUUUAUGAUUUUGGGCUUCAACCCAGUCCAAGUCCCUGAAGUAGUUGGGUAGUUAGUUGGUGUCUUGAUUAGAUGGUUUCCAGAGGACUGGUAUUUAUGCAGAAUUGCUGGCUGAUGAAGAACCAGCACAGAAGCACAGACAAGGCCAAAAAAGAAAAAGAAAAAGAAAAACAAAAAACAAAACUCAAUGCCUGAAUAAAUCAGACUGAAUAUUUACACUUAAUAACUGAUGCAAAUAACACGUCAUUAUUAUAUCUUUAUUCUCAGCCAAAUCGUCUUUGACAAUGCAGAAUUGAGCCACCUCUUCCGACGGUGAGGUGCUUCACUAAGUAAAGGAAAUUGAACAUUGUUGAAAGAGUUGGUCCCAAACUUUUCCAACCAAAAUGUUAGGAAACCAUUCCUGAUAAUAGCCCAGUUGAUUAAGUAGAAAGAUGAGCUAGUCAGCAAACUAUGCAAAGUAGAAUAAUGAGUCCUUUUUAGUUUUGUGUCGAAGUUUGACUGAACUGAAUCUUUAAUAUUUGUCUAAUACAUCUCAUAAGAGUGGAUUAUUAAAUAAAAUCUCAAUGUACUUUCUUUAAAAAUCAGUUAUUUAAAGUAUUUCAUUUCAGGAAACUUAGUGGGAAAGAUGUCUUUUUGACCUUGGGGGCAUGUUUCAUGCUGUGAGUCUCAGCAUCUCCAGCAGUGACAUUACGAUGUUAAAUUGGCUCAGUUUUCAUAGUGGAUCCACUGGCUUCCUCUCUGGAGCAGCCUCCUUCCACACUAAAGCUCACCACAGUGAGAGGGAGGGAUGACUCAUGCUUUACCUAAGAAUCUGAUUUAAACUAUCAUCAUGAUGGAUACUCCCUUCCCUGGUGAAAGGGUUAGGGUAAGUUGGGCAGUAGGUUAGAAUCAUUUCUAUCCCAAACCUACAUGUUUUGGUAAAAAAUUCAGUUACAGCUAACAGUUGUUUCCUGUUGUUUAUUAAGACAGCAGUGACGUCAGAAAAUGCUUGGUACUCAGACAACACUAUUAAUCAUGCAAAUCUACGAUAUAUUGGAAAUCAUAUAUUAUUUCUUUUGACUCUAUGUUCUACUGACUUUGUGUACACCAAUGAUACCAUUUUGUACCCUACAAUGUAAACUCCUGGCUGAUCUUGCUACAGGGAUUUAUUUUUUCAAGUUCUCAAAAAUGUUUCUGCCUCUGUAACCAUAUUUGUGGAUAUUAAAAAUGCUUCCUAAGGGUUAACUCAGUGGAAAUAUUUGGUUUAUGUAUUGAUUAAGGAAAUAGGUCAACACUUCACGGAAGAUAUUUUUAAUACCAAUAUGCUAAGCAGUACUUGUCUAUAGUUUUCAAAGUUUGGUUCAUGCUAGACUGAUCAUGUUUUUCUACUUAAAUCAAGACAUUGCAGUGUGUAAUAUAGAAAUUUUGUAUGUACUAUUGACUUAUUGCUCAACUGCUUAGAAGUUUUGUGAAAAACAUCUUAAAUUGGAGACUUUAGGGUCAAUCCUGAAAUACUGUGAUCAAAUUCAAUUGCAGUUGGGAAGUUUGUCACAAUUUUCACUUUAUUGAAAGUUCAUUCUAAAGAAAUUGUUGUUUCCAAAAAGUGAAUUGGCAGGUGGAAGUUUCUAACCCAAAAUAACCUGGGUUUUAGCACAAUAAACUGUAUUUCAUCAGGGAGGAUUAACUUUUUUUUUCACACUUUAUUUAAAUGUGGAUAUUUUUUCAUGAUACAGAAUAAAAUGUGCAUUUUAUGGAA
Peromyscus californicus insignis is the source of this 13718-nucleotide messenger RNA. RefSeq names its product potassium voltage-gated channel subfamily H member 5 (gene Kcnh5). The record is from RefSeq and is a predicted model, not a curated record. Gene Ontology annotation, cellular component: membrane. Lineage: Eukaryota; Metazoa; Chordata; Mammalia; Rodentia; Cricetidae. The transcript is spliced from 11 exons. Gene Ontology annotation, biological process: regulation of membrane potential; potassium ion transmembrane transport. The coding region runs from base 835 to 3804 and encodes 989 amino acids. Gene Ontology annotation, molecular function: voltage-gated potassium channel activity.